AUGGAACCCUCAAGUGAUGCACCCCCUUCCCAAGCAACACCUACUGCCCAAGCUGUACCUACUGCCACUCCAACUAAUGUUGAGGUUCCCCCACUUCCACCUAAAGGUAAUAAUAGGAAAAAGUCUAUUACUUGGAACCAUUUUGAAAAAGUAGAUAUUGGUGAGGAUCAUUUUAAGGCUGUUUGCAAUUACUGUCAAAAAACUUAUCUAGCUAAUAAUAAGGGGUAUGGUACUGUUAAUUUAUUGAAUCAUACGCCAAUCUGUGUUAAAAACCCUAAUAGAAAGACACUUAAAGGGCAACAAACCUUAGCGUUUGAACCCAAAAUAGAUGGGGAGGAAGGGUUUCAACUUGUACCAAUAGUCUUUACUGUUGAGACUUCUAGAAAGGCACUUGCUAAAAUGGUUAUAAUAGAUGAGUUGCCUUUUAGGUUUGUUGAAGGGUAUGGGUUUCAAAGAUAUGCAACAACCUUACAACCUAAGUUGCGAAUUAGGGAUAUCCCAUCUCGUCAAACUAUGGCUAGGAAUGUGAUUGGCAUUUAUGGUGUUGAGAGAGAGAAAUUAAGGGGGGCCUUGAAGGGUCGUAGGGUGUGUCUUACUACGGACACAUGGACAAGUAUUCAAAAUCUGUGUUAUAUGUUCCUUACAGGUCAUUUUAUUGAUGAUGAUUGGAAGUUGCAUAAGAGAAUUUUGAAUUUUUGUCAAGUUGAAGACCAUAAGGGGGAGACUAUAGGUAGAAAGAUUGAGUUGUGUUUGCAUGAGUGGGGUAUUAGUGGUAUAUUCACUUUAACAGUGGACAAUGCUAGCUCAAAUGGUGUCACCAUUAAGUUUUUGGAAAAUGUAACUAAAGAUUGGGAGGGGACUGUUUUAGAACAUGAGUUCUUACACAUGAGGUGUUGUGCACAUAUCCUAAAUCUGAUUGUGGGGGAUGGUAUGAGAGAAAUUGAUGCAUCCAUUGCAAAGGUGCGUGAAGCUGUGAGGUAUGUGAAGUCCUCACCAAAUAGGAAUCAAACUUUUGUGGGUUUUGUGGAGAGAUUAGGUAUUGAGUCUAAGUCUCUCCUUUGUCUAGAUGUACCAACUAGGUGGAACUCUACCUACCUCAUGUUAGAAACUAUACAAAAAUUUGAGAAAGUGUUCAUACGAAUGAGCUUUGAGGAUGAUAGUUAUUCUUCAUACUUUAUGAACAAGGAGAAUAGUGGUGGUAUGAAAUCUCCUAGUAGUAUUGAUUUUCAAAAUUGUAGGAUAUUUGUGGGUUUUUUGAAGCUUUUUUACAAUGCCACGAAAAAGUUUUCAAGUUCUUUGUAUGUUACUGCAAACAUCUUUUUUUGA
Molecule: messenger RNA, 1326 nt
Organism: Quercus lobata
Lineage: Eukaryota; Viridiplantae; Streptophyta; Magnoliopsida; Fagales; Fagaceae
Product: zinc finger BED domain-containing protein RICESLEEPER 2-like
Exons: 1
Coding region: 1-1326 (441 amino acids)
Molecular function (GO): DNA binding
Source: RefSeq, a predicted model, not a curated record